AUGGGGCGCAGUCCGCCCUCCGGUGCAGCUGUCCUGAUCCAUAAGGCGCGACGGUUGCUACUAAGCGAUUGCUUGAUGGCUGCUUCCUGGUGUGCAGCCCUGACAACCGCGAGCUUCGACAUUGUGUUCUACAAGCAGGGCGCUCUCAGCCCCAAGACUGACUACACCUUGAUCAACUUCGACGCAUCGGUGGAAACAUAUGAAUAUGUGGCAAAGAUGGUCUGGGCCAGUGUCAUACCGUUCUAUGCGACGCUGUGGCUCUCGAUUUACUUCCAGCUUUUCCCCAUAUUUAUGGUGAAGCUGCGGAUUGCGUUAUGGGUCACACUCGGAUUUUGCAUCAGCUCAUGGAUCGUUUCCAUGUGCUUACAGAUCUUCUUAUGUUGGCCGGUUGAAGGAAACUGGCGUGUUUCUAGACCAGAACUUCUUUGUCCUGGUACAGUGCCUCAAACUAUUUUUCAAACUGGCUGGGCUCUACACUUCAUUGGGAGCGUUGUUGUAUUUGUCCUUCCGUUCUUCGUCAUUCACAACAUCCAAAUGCGACGAUCGAUGAUGGUUGGUGUAUACGGCGCGCUCUCCCUGGGCGCUAUCGACAUUGCUUUCUCCCUGACGAGAUUCCUUGAGGUUCAGACUGGAAAUGUCGGAGACUUCCGGGCCAUCACCACUAUCGAACUAUGGUCAUGUCUAGACAUUAUGGUCGGUCUUAUCGUAACCUGCCUCCCAUCGCUCCGUCCCUACCUCCGCAAGGGCUUCAAGAACUCAUCAGCCGGCACCGACGGCCCAAGCAACGCCUACGGGAACAGCCAGAGCAUUGUUGUUAACCGGAAGGUAAUAACGUCCUCUACGUCCGGCCGCUGGAACGACCACAAUCAAUUUGAAGAGAUUGUUGGGGGCGAGGGAAGUUCGGACACGCACAGUGAAGAAGGCCAGCACGGCCGGAUCAUUACGAAUAGGAAACGAUGUGCACGUUGGUGGAGGAAGAAACGCCUCCGCGAGAGAUAG
Molecule: messenger RNA, 999 nt
Organism: Parastagonospora nodorum SN15
Lineage: Eukaryota; Fungi; Ascomycota; Dothideomycetes; Pleosporales; Phaeosphaeriaceae
Exons: 7
Coding region: 1-999 (332 amino acids)
Source: RefSeq, a predicted model, not a curated record